AUGCCUCCUCAACGCGUACCGGAAGAAGACUUCUUAACCGAACUUCCCUCGCUACCUGACGACGAAUUUUGCAUCUUCGGCACAGUCUAUGCCUACCCGGAGCACGCAGACGCGUUAGAAGCCGUCUACGCCAAGACCACCCGACUCUCCGAGGCCGAACCGGGCAUAAUCUAUUACUGCCUUGCCAGAGAUGGGGAUGAUCCGACGAUUUUUCAUUUCUUUGAGCGGUACACCGGGCAAAAAGCCUUCCAUGAACAUAACGCGCAGCCCAUUAUUCAAAAGUUGAUGGAAGACAAAUAUAUACAGGGUGUGACAGCGAAGUUUGUGAAGGCAAUUAAGCCGGCGCAGACGUAA
This is a messenger RNA of Penicillium lagena, 354 nucleotides long. RefSeq names its product putative quinol monooxygenase. Bases 1 to 354 code for a protein of 117 amino acids. The record is from RefSeq and is a predicted model, not a curated record. NCBI's taxonomy places the organism in Eukaryota, Fungi, Ascomycota, Eurotiomycetes, Eurotiales, Aspergillaceae. The transcript has a single exon.